AUUAAAACUACCCCCUAUGCCGAUCAAAAACCCGGAACUUCGGGUCUUAGGAAAAAAGUUAAGAUUUUUAAACAAAAAUAUUACGUUGAAAACUUUGUUCAAUCCUGCUUUAACGCCAUUUCCUCAGAAAUUAAGCAAGGAGGUACUUUUGUUGUUGGUGGUGAUGGCCGUUUUCUUAUGAUGGAGGUUUUGCAUAAAAUUAUUUCCGUGGGAGCUGCCGCUAAUGUUAAAAAAUUUAUUAUCGGUGUGAACGGAUUACUUUCCACUCCUUGUGUUUCUGGCUUGAUUCGCAAGUUUAAAGCGGAUGGCGGAUUUGUGUUAACCGCCAGUCACAAUCCCGGAGGCGAAUCAAAAGAUUUUGGCAUCAAGUACAAUUGUUCUAACGGAGAUUCAAAUGGGUUGAACUCCCUACACUUGACCUUCACAAGCCAACAACCUUUUCACUUUUUGCCGAUUGUCUAGUGCAAGUAGUUGAUGGCGUCUCCCUUUAUAGUGAAUUAAUGAAAGAAAUUUUUAACUUUACAAGCAUUUCCAAACUUCUUCAAGAAAAAAAUUUUAAGAUCAAAAUUGAUUGUAUGAACGGAGUCACCGGCCCUUUUGCUAAAAAUAUUUUUAUAAACGAGCUGGAGGCCCCUGAGGAUUCGGUUAUAAAUUUCACUCCUCUUCCAGAUUUUGGAGGCCUCCAUCCCGAUCCCAAUCUUACUUACGCUAAAAAUUUAGUGGAUUUGAUGGCUCAUGGCAAACAUGACUUUGGCGCCGCAUUUGAUGGAGACGGCGAUCGGAACAUGAUUCUUGGACGCGAUGUCUUUGUAAAUCCUUCCGACUCGGUGGCCAUUAUAGCCGCAAACUACGCUUGUAUCCCGCACUUCCGCGCCGGCUUGAAAGGUGUUGCUAGAAGCAUGCCCACCAGCGGGGCGUUGGACAGCGUGGCGAGAAAGUUCGGGAUUAAUCUCUUCGAAACGCCCACCGGCUGGAAAUAUUUCGUCAACCUGAUGGAGGCGGGCCGCCUCUCAAUAUGCGGAGAAGAAUCUUUCGGGCAGGGAUCAGACCACGUGCGCGAGAAAGACGGAAUCUGGGCAGUUUUGGCGUGGUUAUCUAUUAUUGCCUCUACAAAGAAAGCAGUAAAAACUAUUAUUGAGGAUCACUGGCGGGAGUACGGAAGAAACUUCUUUACUCGAUAUGAUUAUGAGGAAGUAUCGGAGAAAGCCGCCAACGAUCUCAUGCAGCACUUAAGAAAGAAGAUUGACUCCAAGUCGCUUUGCGGCCAAAUGGUAGCGGACGGCGAGAUGGUUGUGAAGGGCGAUGACUUCUGUUACGUGGACCCCGUGGACGGUACAGUUGCAAAUAACCAGGGAAUCCGGAUCCUUUUCGAAAGCGGCUCGCGCAUAAUAUACAGGCUUUCGGGGACAGGAAGCACAGGCGCCACCAUCAGAAUAUACGUUGACAAGAGGGACACGGAGACCUCAAACAUUUUUAAGAGCUCUCAUGAAGCAUUAAAAGAACUUAUGGAUUUUGCUCUUCGAAUAUCCCGUCUCGAAAUCUUUACAGGAAGAACGCAACCAACUGUGAUAACGUAG
Messenger RNA from Zophobas morio, 1577 nucleotides. RefSeq names its product phosphoglucomutase-1-like. Gene Ontology annotation, biological process: carbohydrate metabolic process. Lineage: Eukaryota; Metazoa; Arthropoda; Insecta; Coleoptera; Tenebrionidae. Bases 501 to 1577 code for a protein of 358 amino acids. Gene Ontology annotation, molecular function: phosphoglucomutase activity. The transcript has 13 exons. The record is from RefSeq and is a predicted model, not a curated record. Gene Ontology annotation, cellular component: cytosol.